AUGAACGAAUCCGGGUUUACGAAGAAUUCAGAUACUUGCCGUCUUUCUCACGUUGGAUGCGCCAAACUAAGCCGUUCAAUACCAAAAGGUAAUUCCUACGUCGAGGCAGACCCGAGCAUAAACGUCCUCAACGACCAAAGAGAAAAUCCCCCAAGCUCCUCAAACCUAGGUAACAAACUCCUCGGUUUUGCAACCAGCAAAAUACAACAAGCGAUCAAAUGGCGCGAUCUCAACAUCAUGUUCCGAAAGGGUCUGGAUUGGACUACCGUGGGAACUGGAGGCAAAAGCCGCGUACAGAUAUCGAUCUCCAGUGACAAUAUACUCCAUUACGUGCCGGAUAAUGCCAAUACUGGGGAUUUGAUGUGUCAAAUUGAUGAUAAGUGA
Sclerotinia borealis F-4128 is the source of this 384-nucleotide messenger RNA. NCBI's taxonomy places the organism in Eukaryota, Fungi, Ascomycota, Leotiomycetes, Helotiales, Sclerotiniaceae. The record is from the annotation of a GenBank genome assembly.